Candidula unifasciata is the source of this 1641-nucleotide messenger RNA. NCBI's taxonomy places the organism in Eukaryota, Metazoa, Mollusca, Gastropoda, Stylommatophora, Geomitridae. The record is from the annotation of a GenBank genome assembly.
AUGGCGACACCUUUGCUAUGGUUCGCUCACGCUUGUUUGCUGAUGGUUGUUCUAAUAAAAAGUGGAGAUGCUGCUAUUCCUAAGCGCAAGCUGGCAAUAUUUCCAACCACUCAGACUAAAGGUCAGCCAUGGCCAUUACCCAGAGUGUAUAAACCCAGCCCACUAGUAUACAGUGUAGACAUGGAGAACUUCAGCUUCACAAGUGGAGCUAACGACUGCCCACUGUUAGCAGACGCUUAUUCUAGAUAUUACAAGCUGACUUUUGGUGGCUUUGGGAAGCAAACAAAAAGAUACAGUUCUCUGAGAUUUCAUCCAGAAAUAAAAGUUGCCGGAAGUUUGAAUGUCUUGAGUGUUAUAGUUCAAACUCCAUGCACUGGUAAAAUCUACCCAACUCUUCAGUCAGACGAGUCAUAUAAUCUGACUGUGGGACCAACUCUUGUCCUGCAAGCUAAGGAGAUCUGGGGAGCUUUGCGAGGGUUAGAAACUUUCAGUCAGCUUGUCUAUCGUUUGGAAUCUGGAGAAUUUGUCAUCAAUCAGACAUUAGUCCAAGAUUUUCCUCGAUUUGCUCACAGAGGACUUCUUCUGGACACAUCUCGUCAUUUUGUCUCAAAGCAUUAUCUUUUAAGAACAUUGGAUGCCAUGGCACAGAACAAGUUGAAUGUGUUCCAUUGGCACAUUGUUGAUGAUCCAUCUUUUCCAUACAUCAGCCAAGCUUUCCCAAACCUUAGCUUAAAGGGAGCAUUUAAUCCAGAAAGUCAUGUGUACACACCAGCAGAUGUUGCAGAAGUGAUUGAAUAUGCUCGUAUUCUGGGAAUUAGAGUCUUGGCUGAGUUUGACACACCAGGACACACAGAGUCUUGGGGCAAAGGUCAGCCAGGGUUACUCACUGAGUGCUUCUCACAAGGUGGCUUUAACGGAAACUAUGGACCCAUAGAUCCCACUAAAAACACCACAUAUUCAUUCCUGUCCACAUUUUUUAAUGAAGUAAGCCAAAAUUUUCCUGAUCAUUACGUUCAUCUAGGAGGUGAUGAGGUUUCUUUCACUUGUUGGGAAUCUAAUCCAUCAGUUAAAAAAUUCAUGAAGAAUAUGGGCUUUGGCACCAACUUUGCCAAACUUGAGGAGUACUACAUGCAAAAACUUCUUGAGAUUGUUGGGGGCUUGCAGAAAGGUUACAUUAUCUGGCAAGAGGUCGUGGACAAUGGUGUGAAGGUGCUGAAUGACACAGUGGUUCAUGUGUGGAAGGACGGCUGGGAGGAGGAAAUGAGCCGUGUCACUCAACUUGGCUAUCAGACACUGUUGUCUUCAUGCUGGUACAUCAAUGACAUAUCUUAUGGUAGCGAUUGGACCUCACUAUACACAUGUGAUCCACAAAACUUUAAUGGUACUUUGGCGCAGAAGGAACUUGUUGUAGGAGGGGAGGCCUGCAUGUGGGGAGAGUGGGUGGACAACACAGUCGUGCUCUCCAGAACAUGGCCCAGAGCUUCCCCUAUAGCUGAACGUCUUUGGAGCUCAGCAGAUGUGAAUGAUCUUGAUGCAGCUAUCCCCCGUUUAGCAGAGCAUAGAUGCCGUAUGAUCAGGCGUGGAUUUCCUGCAGAAGAAGUGAAUGGACCUGGAUUCUGUGAUGUUGAGUAUGAAGAGUGA